AUGCCUCCCAAGAAGAAGGAUGAUAAGUCACAACAGUCACGCACAGUUCUCCUGGGUCGACCGGGAAGCAACCUAAAAGUUGGCAUUGUUGGACUUCCAAAUGUUGGUAAGUCAACCUUCUUCAAUGUUCUCUCUAAAAAGAGUGUUCCCGCAGAAAAUCGACCUUUUUGUACGAUUGAUCCAAACACUGCCGACAUCAACAUUCCUGAUGAACGGUUUGAUAAAUUGGUAAGGAUCAAUAAACCUGCUUCGGUUGUUCCUGCUCAGAUUCAUAUUCGGGAUAUUGCUGGCUUGGUUCGUGGGGCUAGCAAUGGAGAAGGUCUUGGUAACGCCUUUUUAUCUCACAUUAAUGAGUGUGACGGUAUCAUUCAUAUGAUUCGCGUUUUUGAAGAAACAGAAAUUACUCACGUGGAAGGUGAUUUGGACCCUGUGCGUGACUUGGAUAUUAUCUUCUCAGAAUUGGUUAUGAAAGAUCUACAGGUUGUCAAUGGGCUAAUUGAUAAGCUGACACCUAUAGUAAAUCGUGGCCUAGACAAGAGCAAAAAAAGUGAUUUAGAGAUUCUUGGGAAGGUAAAAGAGCACCUUGAAAAUGGAGAACAAGUUCGGUGUUGCCAAUGGAACGGUAAAGAGAUUGAUUAUCUCAAUACUUUGCAACUUUUAACAGCCAAACCGGCUGUCUUCUUGGCCAAUAUGUCUGAGAAAGAUUUUCUCCGGCAAAAAAGCAAGUGGCUUCCUAAAUUGAAGGAAUGGAUCGACCAACAUACUGGUGAGCCUCUUAUCCCGAUAUCAGCAGAGUUGGAAUCAAAUUUUCUUAAUAUGUCACCAGAAGAAGUGGAAGAGUUUUGCAAUACCAAUAAGACCAAAUCACAAGUACAUAAGGUAAUUACAACAGCAUAUCAUGCUAUUAAUUUGAUUCAUUUUUUUACUGCUGGUUCGGAUGAAGUGAAAUGCUGGACAAUUCAGCGAGGUACGAAAGCACCACAAGCAGCUGGUAAGAUCCACACUGAUAUGGAGAAGGGAUUUAUCUGUGCAGAGGUGAUUCACUGGGAAGACUAUGAUAAUUUGGAAAGUGAAGCUGCAUGCCGUGAGGCUGGAAAACAGCAUCAAGAAGGACGUAAUUAUGAAGUUCAAGAUGGUGAUAUCAUCUUCUUCAAAUUCAACGCUGCGAAGGGAGGUAAAAAAUAA
This is a messenger RNA of Trypanosoma theileri, 1185 nucleotides long. Its product is annotated as GTP-binding protein. Lineage: Eukaryota; Euglenozoa; Kinetoplastea; Trypanosomatida; Trypanosomatidae. The record is from RefSeq and is a predicted model, not a curated record. The transcript has a single exon. Gene Ontology annotation, molecular function: ATP hydrolysis activity; ATP binding; GTP binding. Bases 1 to 1185 code for a protein of 394 amino acids. Gene Ontology annotation, cellular component: cytoplasm.